CCACGAGGCGUCGCCACCGCUCACGCCAACGCCCACCUUCAGCAGCCCCGCCUGCAGCACCCACGACGUCGACCCCUUCCGCCCGCCCGCCGCCGCGACGGAGCGCGCCAAGGCGCCGCCCUCCACCGUGGGCGCGCGUGGGGGCGCUGCCGUCUGCUGUGGCAUCAGCGCUGGCGGCGGCGGUGGCACCGAAGCAG
Messenger RNA from Monoraphidium neglectum, 197 nucleotides. RefSeq lists its product as hypothetical. The transcript has a single exon. The annotation marks the transcript as partial. The record is from RefSeq and is a predicted model, not a curated record. NCBI's taxonomy places the organism in Eukaryota, Viridiplantae, Chlorophyta, Chlorophyceae, Sphaeropleales, Selenastraceae.